GCCAGUCGCCACACACAGGCACACGCAGGCCCCAGGGCCGCGCCCUAAGGAGAGCGGCACCCACGGCCAAUUGCCAUGGCAACCCCGGGGUUCGUUCCAUUCCCCACCCAGCCGGUCCCCCCUCCUCCUGCCUGCCCUGCAGCCAACCGGCUCGAGCGCGUCCCGCGAGCGCGCUAUAAAACCUAAGCCGGUGCCGCCGGGGAGCAGAGGCGGGCGCCCGACCUGCAGCGGGGCCAGCGGGGUGGAUCUGGGGCGCCCGGUCUUGUUCCGUCCACGCCGGAGGGGAAAGCCUGACCAUGCAGAGCGUGCAGAGUCUGCCCAAGCGGUGCAUCGGCCUGGCCUUCCUGCUGCUCCAGGUCCUGGGGCAGGUCGCUGCCACCCAGCGCUGUCCCACCCAGUGCCCUGCCCGGUGUCCCAAGACGCCGCCAACCUGCGCCCCCGGGGUGCGAGCCGUUCUGGACGACUGCUCCUGCUGUCUGGUGUGCGCCCGCCAGCGCGGCGAGAGCUGCUCCCUGCUGGAGCCGUGCGAGGAGAGCCGCGGCCUCUUCUGCGACCGCAGAGCGGACCCCAGCGCGGGAACCGGCAUCUGCAUGGCGGUAGAAGGAGACAACUGUGUGUUUGAUGGGGUCAUUUACCAAAGCGGGGAGACCUUUCAGCCCAGCUGCAAAUACCAGUGUGCCUGCAGAGAUGGGCAGAUUGGCUGUGUGCCCCGCUGCGGAGAGGACCUGCUCCUGCCCCAGCCCGACUGCCCAGCUCCCAGAAAAGUUGAAGUGCCGGGGGAGUGCUGUGAAAAGUGGAUCUGUGACUCAAAUGAGAAGGGGGAGUUGGGAGGCCUCGCCCUUCCAGCCUACAGGACAGAAGCCACGCUAGGAGUUGCGGUCUCCGACUCCAGCAUCAACUGCAUUGAACAGACCACAGAGUGGAGCGCAUGUUCCAAGAGCUGUGGCAUGGGUUUUUCCACCCGGGUCACCAACAGGAACCCACAGUGUGAAAUGGUGAAGCAGACUCGGCUCUGCAUUGUGCGACCCUGUGAGCAAGAGCCCAAGCAGCCCACAGAUAAGAAAGGAAAGAAGUGUCUCCGCACCACGAAGUCACUCAAAGCCAUCCACCUGCAAUUCAAGAACUGCACCAGCCUCCACACCUACAAGCCCAGGUUCUGUGGGGUCUGUAGUGAUGGCCGAUGCUGCACCCCCCACAACACCAAAACCAUCCAGGUGGAGUUCCAGUGCUCCCCAGGGCAGAUCAUCAAGAAACCAGUGAUGGUCAUCGGGACCUGCACCUGUCACAGCAACUGUCCUCAUAACCACGAGGCCUUCCUCCAAGAGUUAAAGCCAAACACCAGCAGAGGGGAAAUGUAACAUGUAAUCCUUGAGAAGCAUACCUACAGAGGCAAACUGUAGCUACCCACCAUCAAAUGAAUAUAAGAAAAAUUAGGAAGAAUUAUUAUUUUACCCCUGAAUCUUAUGUAUUUUCUGUGGUCAUAUGCGGUCAGUUAUAUCUGUCUUUUUUUUUUAAUUAAAGAUAUGAUUAACUGUAAACUUGAAAUCAAGGUAAGCUCAGGAUAGUACUUAGGGAUGACUUACUUUUCUGUGGUAUUUACUACAAACAAAAAUUUGUAUAAAUUUAAGAAAUAAGAUACAUGUUUUACUGUGUAGACUAUCACAUUACACUCAUCUUAUUUUGUUAUACACUAGUGCAAUAUCAAGAAAAUGUCAGUCAUGAACAUCACAAUGAGGUUCAAUAUCAUACUGAACAUGUUGUCAUAUGAAUAUUUUGCCAUAUAGUGAGGUUUGACUUGAUGGGGUUUCUGUUGAACUCUCUUUUUGAGUGGCUCAACUCUCAACUUCCAAGUUCAAGAUCUGAGGAAAUGUGUAGCUCUUCAGUUUGAAAGCCAGAGACUGUUAGUCUUCUGUUGUGUUGCAUACUAAGAAACAAGAUGUAUCUACAGGAGUGGAAUAUUUGUUAGUUAAGUGGACUGGUGUUAUAAACUUGUUCCAUUGGAGACAGUAGACUCCUUGCCAAAGAAAGAAACCAAACAGAAAACUCCCCCUCAUACAGAGAUGGCCCACCUCUCAGCCCUCAUACAUUUCUAUAUGCUGGAGGCUAGUGGGACUCACUGCUUUUUCACUCAGAAGAGGCAGAACACGUCAGCAGAGAUUUUCUUUACCUUACUGAUGAGUAAACUGGGGCCCAAAGCACCUGAUUACAACCUUUGAUGACUUUCAAGUGUGCUGGUCUUAGAUUCUGAGAAAGAAGGACAAAUCAACAUGACUGUGGUGGAAAAAUACCAAAAAUUUUAUGGGAGUUCAGAAUGAUGGUAGACAUACCCAGAACUUAUCGUUGGGCCCUAAUUACACAAACUCACGAACAAGAUAUAUGUGUAUACAUAUGUGUAUCUAAUUUGUCAGGCUACAAGAUAGGCUGCAAACUUAAAUGUAUACAUUCUUUUGUCACCACAUGUGUUCAGCUUUUCUCUUUUAAAGUAUUUAUAUAUAAGUUAUACAUUUAAAAAAAAAAUUCUUUUUACUUUCUCUGUUUGUCAGACCUCACUAAAUAAACAUGAUUUUAUCAAA
Mustela erminea (ermine) is the source of this 2573-nucleotide messenger RNA. RefSeq names its product cellular communication network factor 3 (gene CCN3). Gene Ontology annotation, biological process: cell adhesion; signal transduction. Gene Ontology annotation, cellular component: extracellular matrix; extracellular region. Gene Ontology annotation, molecular function: heparin binding; integrin binding. The record is from RefSeq and is a predicted model, not a curated record. Lineage: Eukaryota; Metazoa; Chordata; Mammalia; Carnivora; Mustelidae. Bases 297 to 1358 code for a protein of 353 amino acids. The transcript has 5 exons.